CUACUAAAUUGGACUGUUCUUGAUUCUCGGUCGCAGUCCUUAUCGGCCGCUGUUAUCGGCUCGGACUGCUUGGGCAUUCGCUUGUCUAGACCUCGUGUCCCGACCCACGCUGAACCACCACAAUCAUGCCGCCUCCCGAGGGUGACUCGGCCUCUGUGCAGGCUGGUAACAACUCCAGCGACUUUGUGCGCAAGCUAUAUAAGAUGCUCGAAGACCCCACGUACAAUUCCGUAGUACGAUGGAGCGCCGAUGGUGACAGUUUCGUUGUUCUAGAGAAUGAAAAAUUCACCAAAACCAUCUUACCCAAACACUUCAAGCACAGCAAUUUCGCAAGCUUCGUACGGCAGUUGAACAAAUACGAUUUUCACAAAGUGAGGCACAAUGAAGAAAGUGGCGAAGCGCCAUACGGAAGAGAUGCAUGGGAAUUUCGACAUCCCGAGUUUCGUGCAGAUAGGAAAGAUAACCUAGAUAAUAUCCGCAGAAAAGCGCCCGCCCCGCGUAAGCCAGCGCAAGCUGAGGAUACCUUUGGCGCGUCGCAGCAGAUUGUCGUCCUAAGCGAAUCGCUUACUGCGACCCAACACCAGAUCCAGGCGUUGCAAGAACAGUAUUUCGAGCUGGCGCAGACGAACAAAGUGCUCGUCAACGAGGUCAUCAGCUUGCAGAAGAUGGUCAGGGCUCAGAGUCAAGUCUCCAACGAGUUGAUCACCCACCUCAGCAACAUCGAGGACCGUCGACGGAAUAGCAGACACUCGGCGCAUUCUAGCCACUCAAGUCAUUCAGGUCCGACCUUCCACGCAGGAUCCCUUGGGCUACUACCAGACGGUGCUGAUGAGCCGGCAGCCGAACUUAGACGAGCGCGCGAGAUACUCAAUGGCGUUUCCCCCGACUCCCAGGCCGACCGGGAACUCGAACGGUUAUCGGUCGCCUAUCAUCAAAAUGGGUCUCCAUCGGAAUCGGCGGCCUCGUCAGUCAUGUUCACCCAGAGCGGCCCUGGCCCCAUGCACAUGUUGCAUGACCCCCUCAACGACCCAAGACACAUGGUCUAUCCGGUAGGGCAGACAACAGGCAUCGAUCCAUUCCAUUCCGACCACAUCAACAACAUCCCUUAUACUCGUCCCUUGAGUAAUCCGAAUGCGAUGGCAGACUCUGCCCAGAUCACGCCUCCCCCAAAAGAUCAAGGCACCUCCAUGUGGAGCCACAAGCGGCCACGUAUCCUACUCGUCGAGGAUGACAAGACAUGCGCAAGGAUCGGUGCCAAAUUCCUACAUGUACUCGAAUGCUCGGUAGAUAUUGCUAAGGACGGGCUGGAAGCUGUCGAAAAGAUCAACAAUCCGGAGAAUAACGAGGGUUUCGACCUCAUUUUCAUGGACAUUAUUAUGCCCAACCUGGAUGGCGUAUCGGCGACGGCGAUGAUCAGGAUGGUGACGGCAAGAGUACCCAUCAUUGCCAUGACGUCGAAUAUUCGACAAGAAGAUAUCCAGACCUACUUUCAGUAUGGUAUGAAUGAUGUGUUAGCAAAACCCUUUACGAAAGACAGCAUGAUCCGCGUUUUGAGGAAGCAUCUGGCGUAUAUGCUCAAAGACCCGCUCCAAGGCGGCCUUAACGCGGAUGAUACAGGACAGACUGUCGGUGCCCCAGGACCGCCGGGCCAGAACCAACAAGCUUACAGCAACAACCAACAAGCGCAGGCCAACAUGAUGGCGGCGGCAGCGGCGAUGGCAAACUCUUCGAUGGGCAGCAGCGCACAGGUCAAAUUUGAACAGACGCCGAUACCUUCGCCUGCCACCACGUCUUCAUGGCAUUCCCCAGGGCAGAUGAACCAGACGUCCCCCAACAUGGACGGUGGGGGAUACAUGAAUGCCGGAGGGAACGGGCCGGGAGGGAUGGUUCUGACGCCGGGGGGCACACAAAGACCGCCGCCGCCACCCUAUCAAAUGAUGAAUAACCAGGUGAACAACCAACUAGCAGGCGGAUCGGCGGGUUUCCAAGGCGGCGGCCAUAUACAGGCCUCCGAGGGCAUGGGAAUGGGUGGAUCAGAAGAGAAUCGGCCAGAAAAGCGCCAACGGUUAUACGGGCCUGGCGCGAACCACCAGAGGCCGUUUGUGCAAUAGAGAGUAACCGUCGACGGAGUGACGAUUCUAAUUGUAGAUCGAAGAGGGGAUAGCGAGCGACGAGAUCGGUAAAAGCACGGAAUGGAAGGAAUUACGCAUUCGGGGCGGCAGGGUCGGCUGGCGUCGAUUUUUUUUUCUUUUCGUGG
Molecule: messenger RNA, 2257 nt
Organism: Neurospora tetrasperma FGSC 2508
Lineage: Eukaryota; Fungi; Ascomycota; Sordariomycetes; Sordariales; Sordariaceae
Exons: 7
Coding region: 126-2111 (661 amino acids)
Biological process (GO): regulation of DNA-templated transcription; phosphorelay signal transduction system
Molecular function (GO): sequence-specific DNA binding; DNA-binding transcription factor activity; phosphorelay response regulator activity
Source: RefSeq, a predicted model, not a curated record